AUGGUUAAGGAGAAAUUGAAGGAUGGUGGUAGUAAUGAUCAGAGAGCUGACUGGAAAGACUCUAAGGAACUACAAACCUUUUGUCAAUUAUGUGCUGCUCAAGUCCUAGCCGGCCAGAGGAAAGGAGGAUUUCUGACCAAACUGGGGGUUGACAACGUGAUUGAACAGUUGGGUAACAUGGGAAAAGUGGUGACUCCACUUCAGAUUAAGAACAAAUGGGAUCAUUUGAAAAAAGGGUGGAGGGAUUAUAACCAGUGUUUUGACAAUGAGACUAGGUUGGAUUAUGACCCGGGAACUGGGAUGCUUGAGGCCCCUGAUGAGUGGUGGACUCGAAAGAUUGCGGUAUGUCCCCUUGCAAAAACCUUUAAAAAUAAAGGUUUGCCGAAUCGUGACUACCUAAACAUCAUGUAUGGAGACACGGUUGCAACAGGGAAAAAUGCGUUCUGCACGAGCGGUCAAUUACCAAAGGAAACCACCGAAGGUUCUGGGGACUCUGCUGAUAGCACAGAAUUUGUUGACCCCCAAUGUGAACCGUUUGUGAAUGUUGAUGCAAUGGAGGUUGAAGGUCCAUCAUUGUCGAGGGCAGAACCAGCAAGCAUCUCAAAUGUGAUUGUUGAGAGUAGAAGUGGAAGUACACGUAAGGAUAUUGCUUCCACAACAACUACUCAGGUUAAAGCCAUUUUGGACAUGGUGUUGAGUCUUCCAGGGGUGUACUGGGGGCAUUACCUUCAUCUGUUUAGCACCAUCUACUUCAUGGAAAAAGAGUGGGGUAGGCACAUGUUUCCUGCCCUUGGCGAUGACAAGGAUAUCCAACUGAAGUGGCUAGAAAAAGAGGCUGCAUUAGUCGCUGCAUCAGGUGCUGCAUCAGAGUGCAUCAGGUGCUGCAUCAGGGUGCAUCAGCUGCUGCAUCAGGGGGUGCAUCAGUGCUGCAUUAGUCGCUGCAUCAGGUGCUGCAUCAGAGUGCAUCAGGUGCUGCAUCAGGGUGCAUCAGCUGCUGCAUUAGUGUUGCAUUAG
Molecule: messenger RNA, 1014 nt
Organism: Quercus robur (English oak)
Lineage: Eukaryota; Viridiplantae; Streptophyta; Magnoliopsida; Fagales; Fagaceae
Product: L10-interacting MYB domain-containing protein-like
Exons: 4
Coding region: 1-1014 (337 amino acids)
Source: RefSeq, a predicted model, not a curated record